Molecule: messenger RNA, 366 nt
Organism: Prunus armeniaca (apricot)
Lineage: Eukaryota; Viridiplantae; Streptophyta; Magnoliopsida; Rosales; Rosaceae
Source: the annotation of a GenBank genome assembly
AUGGCGGCUCUAGCUCCACCUCCAAUGAUACCUCAUCCACAGUGGUCCACUGACCCUCCCACUGGGCCGGGCCCCAUGAUGCGUCUACUCACAGAAGUGACCACAGCUGUCAACUCUAUACCUUGCGAGUCAGUGGAAGAAUCACCUCCAGAAGACCCUGACCAAAGCUAUCGCAUGAUCGAAAUGCAAGAGUAUAUCGAGCGGCAAUGCAUGAAGCAGAGAAGGGAAGACUUUCGGGAUUUAAUCAUUUCACAUGAGCGCAAAGCUGAUGAAGCGGCAUCCUCUGGUAACAGAGCCCGAAGUAGGAAAGUUCGAUCCAUCCCAACUCAUUACACCUCCGCGAACUCGUGUUCAGCUAAAGAUUAA